AUGGCACUUGAGGAUCGCUGCAGUCCACAAACAGCGCCCAGUCCACCAGGUUGUGUUCCACACUCGCCAGCUCAACAGCAUCCACAGCAUCCACAACAGCUUAUUCCCAUCUCGAUUCCCAUUUCCAUCUCCGCUCUGGACAUGAACCAGCAGCAACAGUUGCAGCAUCUGCAUCAGCUGCAACAAUUGCAGCAGCUGCAUCAGCAGCAACUUGCCGCUUGCAACAACGCUGGCGUCUUUCAUCAUCCUGCCGCCAGCUUUGACGCGGCUGCGCUGCAUGCGGCGGCGCUGCAGCAGCGCCUCAGCGGAUCUCCGGGCGCCCACUCGACCGCCUCCUCCACGCCCCUGACCCUCAUCAAGGAGGAGGAGAGCGACUCCAUUUUGGGUGACAGCUUCCACAAUCAGACGUCGACCACAACCGCCACGGAGGAGGAGGAGGAGGAGGACGAUGACAUUGAUGUGGAUGACACCGCUUCCGUUUCCGGUUUACAGCCACCGCCAGCGCAUCAGCAAUCAAAGCAAUCGAAGCCGUCGCUCGCAUUUUCCAUCUCCAACAUUUUGAGCGAUCGCUUUGGCGAUGCCUCCAAGCAAUCCAAGCCAGGAGUGGGAGUGGGAGUGGGCGCGGGCGCGGGCGUGGGUCUGGCAGGAGAUGCCUCCUCCUCCAGCAUCUUUCGCCCCUUCGAGGCGAGUCGCGCUGCCGCCGCCACGCCCUCCGCCUUCACGCGCGUCGAUCUGCUCGAGUUCAGCCGGCAACAACAAGCGGCCGCUGCCGUUUCCGCUGCCACCGCCGCCAUGAUGCUGGAGCGGGCCAAUCUUCUCAACUGCUUCAACCCGGCCGCCUAUCCCCGCAUCCACGAGGAGCUCGUCCAGAGUCGCCUCCGUCGCAAUCCCAAUGCGGUGCUGCCGCCGUCGGCUAAGCUCCUCUCGGAAGCCGGCAGCGUGGAGAAAUCCGCCCUGGGAUCGCUCUGCAAGACGGUCUCCCAGAUUGGACAGUCGCCAUCGACGACGCCGGUGACAACGUCGGCCAACCACUUGGCCAGUCCCCCGCCCGCUUCGAAUGCCUCCACCAUCAGCAGCAGCUCCUGCUCCACCGCCACCAGCAGCAGCCACAGCCACAGCUCCGCCUCCUCCUCCGCCUCCUCCUCCGGCUGCUCCUCCUCGGCCAGCUCGUUGAACUCCUCGCCGAGCAGCCGCCUGGCAGGAGCCGGCAACAAUGCCAACAGCCCACAGCCCAUACCGCCUCCAUCCGCCGUCAGCCGAGACUCCGGCAUGGAGUCCUCGGAUGACACUCGCUCCGAGACGGGAUCCACCACCACCGAGGGCGGCAAGAACGAGAUGUGGCCCGCGUGGGUGUACUGCACCCGCUACAGCGACCGUCCCAGCUCAGGACCUCGCUAUCGUCGCCCCAAGCAACCAAAGGACAAGACCAAUGAUGAGAAGCGUCCACGCACCGCUUUCUCCAGCGAACAAUUGGCACGCCUCAAGCGAGAAUUCAAUGAGAAUCGCUACCUCACCGAACGUCGCCGUCAGCAGCUGAGCGGCGAACUUGGCCUAAACGAGGCGCAGAUCAAGAUCUGGUUCCAGAACAAGCGGGCCAAAAUCAAGAAGUCAACGGGAUCCAAAAAUCCGUUGGCCCUGCAGCUAAUGGCCCAAGGACUUUACAAUCAUACGACGGUGCCGCUGACCAAAGAGGAGGAGGAGCUCGAGAUGCGCAUGAACGGGCAGAUUCCGUAAGGAAUCCCUACUCCCCACUCCCCCCGCUCCCCCCCUCCAGGCUGGUCCUCAAGUGUGCAAUAUGGCGGCGUACAAAAGUGUUCAUGUGAUAUAAUUGUAAUAUACAUACAACUAUUUCUAUCUUUAACAAUCUAUCUAUAAGCUUCAACGAUUUCAACUAUAUAUGAAAAGUAUUAUUGCUCUUAUCGCUGGGGUAGAAUUCUUCCCCCCUCCCUUUCAUAGAUAUUGCUUUGCAAUUAUUCUAUGCCAAACUAAACAGCUAACAAAUCUUUAAUCCUAACUCUACACACAAACACACACAUAAAGUUCUAUCAUUAAAUUAUAAAUAUAUAUAUGCUUAAUAUGUUUUAAGUAAUUUAAAAGUUCUUUAGAUUAAUUUAUAGUUUAGAUAAAACACAUUGUCUCGCUUUGAUGAAGAAGUAUUUCUAGUUUCUAAGAAAAAAAAACUAAAACAAAAAACGAAAAUGUUAUGGAUAAAAUAUGCUUAAAAAAACAAACACAACAACAACUGCACCAAAAACAAAAGAAGUUAAAAGCAAUCUAUUGAAAUCCAUGUGCUAAAAA
Messenger RNA from Drosophila innubila, 2298 nucleotides. RefSeq names its product segmentation polarity homeobox protein engrailed. Bases 1 to 1734 code for a protein of 577 amino acids. NCBI's taxonomy places the organism in Eukaryota, Metazoa, Arthropoda, Insecta, Diptera, Drosophilidae. Gene Ontology annotation, biological process: regulation of transcription by RNA polymerase II; multicellular organism development; neuron differentiation. Gene Ontology annotation, molecular function: RNA polymerase II cis-regulatory region sequence-specific DNA binding; DNA-binding transcription factor activity, RNA polymerase II-specific. Gene Ontology annotation, cellular component: nucleus. The transcript is spliced from 4 exons. The record is from RefSeq and is a predicted model, not a curated record.